CGUGGGCGCGUGCGGCCAACGUGAGUUUUUAAAAACAAACAGCAACAACAACAACGGAAGCAUCCGUUGAGGAUAAUUAAAAAUAAAUCAAAACUAGCAUACGAAUAGCUUAACCGGCGACUACACCAUUAAACCCCUCUCACAAUCACACUCCCGAGGCGGACACGUUGGGUCCGUUAUGUCAGCGGCGUCAAAUGGUCAAGUCUGGAAGCUGGUUUCCAGCAAUUGAUCUCCCAGCAGCUUCCAAUGCUCCUGCCGCUGUUGGCGUCGUUGUUGGUAGCACCCGCGGACGCUUACUACGGACAGGAGCUCGAUAGGCUUGCAGAUGAUGCGGACGAGGUGAAAUUGGGCUGCGACCUGAAUCCGUGCCAGAACAAGGCGACGUGCGUUCCGGACAAUCACGGGUCGCUGGGAUUUCGCUGUGUCUGCUCGCCACCCUACAUCGGGGACUUCUGCCAGGAACAACAGGCUGUCCAUUCCUCGGGGCACGUGAGCUGGAAGGUGCUCGGAUUGGCAAUUUCCAUCAUCGUGCUGCUGAUUGCUCUGCUCGCUUGCAUCGUCUAUCUGCUCGUCAGAGUGAGAUACUACUUUAAAGAUUUGCAGAGCACAAUAAAGUCCCUUCAGGAUGCGCUGACAACGAGGUGGAGGAGGCAGCCCGGCCACAAGAUGGACUCGCGACUGCUGCUGCAGCAGAUGGGAUCCAGCCACAGAGGCCACUGCACCGAUUCGGCGGCGUGCGAGAUCAUUCCUCUCGUGCGCAGGGAGCCCCACCAAGAGCUGUCGAGCCACCAUCCCCACCACCCGCUGGCCCCGCUCGCCGCCACCACCGCCGCCGUGCCGUCCACGUGCACCCGCAACGCCUCACAGUGGAGGCGGGCGUCCCCCGAGCCACGCUGCAGCUUUCACGUGUCAGCCCGGCGCGCCCCGUCAGACGCCGUGGCCACGCUGCACUUCAUCGAAGAUGACGAAGACGACAGCAGAUCGUGCGAAACCGACAGCUUCAUCGACCGUGACUCCCGGGAGGAUAGCAGCUGCAGUGCGGAUGGAGAGAUGACCCCCUUGACCUCUCCUGUGAACCAGGCGACGGCCAGGAAAUAGGUGCACGCGCAUGUUCGGGAUGCGUGACCGGAUUUUGUAUUUUUUCCAAAAAUACCCAAGAAAUCUGGCCUAAAUAUGACAUUACGGAUGAUCCGGAAUUUUUUUUUUUCAUUUCGGAUUGAUUGUAAACUGCAAGGUAACCGGAAGUGAUGUCACCCCCAUUAUGUAGGUCAUUGUGUGUGGAGGUGUCAUGGUCCAAAUGAGAAUAUACAUUCUACCUCACUGGGUAAAACCACAUAGCCACAUCGCCCCCUACGGGUGAUGCCACUUUUGCUUAAUUUAUUAAAAUAUUACCUUUCUUUUGUUAUGUUUGAAUUAUUAGACUGAUGUAACUUUGUGGGAAAAAAUAUAUGAAACUAUAAAAAUGUUAAAUACUUCAAUAAUUACGAUUGGUUCAUAAACAAUGAAUGUGUUAUUGCAAUGUAAUACAUUUAAAUAAAUAAAAACUAAAUAAAAUCUUAAA
Molecule: messenger RNA, 1561 nt
Organism: Lethenteron reissneri (Far Eastern brook lamprey)
Lineage: Eukaryota; Metazoa; Chordata; Hyperoartia; Petromyzontiformes; Petromyzontidae
Source: RefSeq, a predicted model, not a curated record